This is a messenger RNA of Laccaria bicolor S238N-H82, 1680 nucleotides long. RefSeq lists its product as uncharacterized. The record is from RefSeq and is a predicted model, not a curated record. The transcript has 5 exons. Gene Ontology annotation, biological process: L-threonine catabolic process. Gene Ontology annotation, molecular function: threonine deaminase activity; pyridoxal phosphate binding. Bases 1 to 1680 code for a protein of 559 amino acids. Lineage: Eukaryota; Fungi; Basidiomycota; Agaricomycetes; Agaricales; Hydnangiaceae.
AUGUCUGCAAUCAUUGAAUAUGCCUCAAAUGCUCCAGAGCCGCUUUCUUACCCUCGUCUUGCAAAACACCUUCUCUUACCAUCUAAUACACCCGAUUAUUUGAGGCUCAUCCUCACCUCCAAAGUUUACGAGAUUUUGAAGGAAACCCCAUUGAUCCUCGCAACCAAUCUAAGCUCCAAGCUUGGGAACCAAAUUUGGCUCAAGCGCGAAGAUCUUCAGGAGGUCUUCAGCUUCAAGAUCCGCGGCGCAUACAAUUUCAUGGCUAGCUUAUCCGAUGAGGAGCGCUGGAAAGGCGUCGUGACAUGCAGCGCUGGAAACCAUGCCCAAGGUGUCGCCCUUUCUGGUGCACGUCUCGGAAUUCCUUGCACGAUCGUAAUGCCGCAAGGUACUCCCUCUAUAAAAGUGCGCAACGUAGCGCGUCUGGGUGCCAAGGUUAUUUUACACGGAGUGGAUUUUGACGAAGCCAAGAUGGAAUGUGCUCGUCUCGCUGCGGCCCACGGUCUGACCUUCGUCCCCCCAUAUGAUGAUCCCCUUGUCAUCGCGGGUCAAGGUACCGUAGGGAUGGAAAUUCUAAAGCAGCUGGCCGAUUCAGAUCAGCUAGACUCAAUCUUUGCUGCUGUUGGUGGGGGCGGCCUGGUAGCUGGAAUCUGUGAGUACGUCAAAAGGAUUGGUAGCCCGAAUACCUUGGUCAGAGGUGUGGAAACCAUCGAUGGAGAUGCGAUGGACCGCAGCAUCGAGAAGGGCACUCGUGUAACGUUGCGUGAGGUCGGACCUUUCAGUGACGGGACAGCUGUCAAGAUUGUAGGAGAAGAGCCCUUCCGGAUAUGCCAAAAUUUGCUUGACGGGAUUGUCAAAGUCGACAACGAUGAAAUUUGUGCUGCGAUAAAAGAUAUAUUCGAAGGUAACCGUGUCCAUGAUAUCUUCGAGAGUGGUGCAAAUUUGACAUUUUCUGCUCAAGAAACUCGAUCAAUCACUGAGCCAGCAGGGGCUCUAGCAUUAGCAGGCCUGAAGCGUUACAUUGCUGAAAAUGAUUUGGUUGGGGCACAAAAGAAAUUUGUAGUAGUCGUGAGCGGUGCAAAUAUGAAUUUCGACAGAUUACGGUUCGUUGCAGAACGUGCAGAACUAGGAGAGGGUCGAGAAGCCCUCCUGAGCGUCGAGAUCCCAGAAAAACCAGGAAGUUUCAUUGCCUUACACUCCGUUAUCCAUCCACGCGCAGUGACAGAAUUUAUUUAUCGAUACAAUAUCUCUGGAGACCGAGCUCACGUCCUCAUGUCCUUCAAACUGGAAUCCAACUCCAGGGAGAGCGAGGUACGAGACGUACUUAAGGCUUUGGAGCAAGCGGAUAUGCAAGGUUUUGAUAUCAGCGACGAUGAAUUCGCUAAAAGCCACGUUCGAUAUAUGAUCGGGGGUUUGGCACAGGUAUCUAACGAGAGAGUAUUCAGAUUCGAAUUUCCUGAGCGACCAGGGGCUCUCAGAAAGUUUCUGUUAGGCCUCCAGCUUGAUUGGAAUAUAUCCUUGUUCCAUUAUAGGAACCAUGGAGCUGAUUUGGGCAAGGUUUUAGCGGGUAUUCAGGUGCCACCAAGUGACAGUCAGGCUUUUGAAGAGUUUUUAACCAAGCUCGACUUCGCAUAUGUCGAGGAAACAAACAAUCCUGUAUACAAACGCUUUCUAUGUGGUUGA